Messenger RNA from Racocetra persica, 339 nucleotides. The record is from the annotation of a GenBank genome assembly. NCBI's taxonomy places the organism in Eukaryota, Fungi, Glomeromycota, Glomeromycetes, Diversisporales, Gigasporaceae.
AUGGUAGAAACGGUAGAAAUGGUAAAAAUGGUAGAAUUGGUAGAAACGGUAGAAAUAGUAGAAAAAGUAGAAAUAGUAGAAAUAGUAGAAAUACAAAAUAAAGAUCAGCUAGCAAUAGAAAUAGAAAAUAAACAACUUGAAAGUAAUAAUAUAAAAAUAAAUAGUGAAGAUGUUAAAGAUGAUGAAGGUGUUGGAGAUGACGAAAGUGUUAAAAAUAAUAAAGGUGUUAGAGAUAACAAAGAUAUUGAAGAUAACAAAGGUGUUAAAGACAACAAUAAAACAAGAAUAGAUAAUCAACUUGGUGAUGAAAAUAACUAUAAUUACUGGAUAGAAAACUAA